AUGCAGUGCCCAGACGAUGUUUCAUUACAGCCUGGAAAAGGUCAACCUUUUAAAAUUAUGGAUUACACAAAGGAACAUAAAUUUGGCAUUGUCGCAUCCGAUUUAAGCGAUCUCAUUAAAAAAGCAUGCAUUAAAUUAAAUAUUGUGCCGGGAACUCCAGUCAAAGUUACACUGGAACAAGAUGGAACCGAAGUCGAGGAUGAGGAUUAUUUUAGCACAUUAGAAAAAAACACAGCACUCAUGAUUUUGAUAAACGAUCAAAAAUGGCUUCCACCAGGAAAAUUACCCAAAUACAAGAUAGUGAUUGAUGAACCGGAUGGUGAAGGAAUACCUCCAAAACAUUUACAAAAACUUGUCGAUAGAUUGCAUUCAGAUUUGACUUCGAUAACAUUGUUAGGAGGUAAAGAAUUAGAAUUGUUGGCAGAUAUGGAUCCGGAUAGCAUUGCAGAUUUUUUCCCAGGAGAUAAUAAAGUUUUUUUAGAAACACUUAAAGAAGCCAGCAGCAGGUUUCUGGCGGAAAAGCAACAAGCUAAGGAUGCAAUGGAUUUGCUCAAAUUAUAUCAUUGCCAUCACAUUGCAUCAGAUUCGAGUUCUGGUGAAAAAACGACUGCUUAA
Molecule: messenger RNA, 615 nt
Organism: Pediculus humanus corporis (human body louse)
Lineage: Eukaryota; Metazoa; Arthropoda; Insecta; Psocodea; Pediculidae
Product: DNA fragmentation factor subunit alpha, putative
Exons: 3
Coding region: 1-615 (204 amino acids)
Biological process (GO): regulation of apoptotic process; apoptotic process
Source: RefSeq, a predicted model, not a curated record